Messenger RNA from Patella vulgata (common limpet), 1609 nucleotides. RefSeq names its product KAT8 regulatory NSL complex subunit 2. NCBI's taxonomy places the organism in Eukaryota, Metazoa, Mollusca, Gastropoda, Patellidae. The transcript is spliced from 9 exons. Bases 97 to 1380 code for a protein of 427 amino acids. The record is from RefSeq and is a predicted model, not a curated record. Gene Ontology annotation, cellular component: NSL complex.
GUUAGUCGCUGUUCCGACAUUGAUCACUGCGCCCUCGUUAGACUCGUAUAAAUGUUAUCGAAGCAAGAAGGCAUCAGUCGAUCAUAUUAGUAGUGGAUGUGGUUGACUUCUCUGACAGGAAUAACACUGAUUAGAAUCAUGAAUCGAAAGUCAUCAGUACGUAGUAAAAUAAAGGUCAAUUCCGAGGGAUUAUUCUGUAACUAUGGUAACCGAAUUUGUAUGAAACAUCGUCUAGAAGGCUACGAGUUCUGUAUACGCCAUGUUUUAGAGGAUAAAACGGCUCCCUUUAAACAGUGUAGUUUCGUACCAGGGAGAAAAGGUGAAAGAUGUCCGAAUGCCACGCCGAAAGGUGACAGGAAAGAUGGGUAUUGUAUGGAACAUGCAAGGAGAGCGAAUUUAGUUCGACAAAAACAUUUAGCAAGACAUCAACCUGCGGAUACAUCAGAAAGUUUAUUAGUAGAGUUAUCACAGUCGUCCAGUCCUUUAGUUGAUAAUAUAAAAGAUAAUAAUAAAAAUAAAUCAAGACUACCAGCAGACAGUAUCGCGAAUAGAAUACUCGAUUAUGCGAGUUCUGAUGAAUCUGAUGUUGAGGGUUGUUUAAUAGAUGGAACAUGGCGUGGUGAUGGUGACAGCGAUGCAGAAAGUAUUGACAGUGAACAAGAAGAUGUCCUCAAACACGCUGGUGUAUAUACAGCAGAAGAAGUGACGUUGAUUUUACGUGAUAAGUUAAUCAAACUACAGUCGUUAUAUAUUGACCAGUUUAAACGUUUACAACAUGUGAUGAAGGAACAAAGACGAAGAUAUAUACAUACACACAAACAGGAGAAAGAUUCACUAGGUGGACUUAAAGCUUAUAAAGCAGAUCCAUAUCUACGAAAAAAAUACGAUAAAUUGAAGGCGUACAAAAGAUACCAUAAUAGAUACGGAAAGGAGGCCAUUUUACAUCGUAAAUCCAAUGUUCGUCGUGUGGCGGUGUCGGAAGGUGUUGGUUUUAAAACCCAGAUUUAUCCCAAGUGUCAAGGACUAGAAGAUGGCAUGAAAUGUUUAGAGAGAUCUGUUCCGUUAUCUAAAUACUGUUUUAAACAUAUUUUACACGAUACCAACCAGGUGUUGUAUCGACCGUGUAGUUUCGCUCAUGGAGGAUGUGGUGUUCCUGUAGUACCUAUAGAUGAUGAUCCACGCUGUCAUCUACAUUAUACCAUCAUAGACACCACAAAUCAUCAAAUACAACAGGAAGAAGAGUUGGAACCUGUUGAUGUACGAGAACAGACAGACGCCAGUACGGACAGUACGCUCAGCGCUACUGGAGAAUUUGAUAGACCAGAAAUAUAUAACAUGACACCUGACCAUAUCAAACCAGAAUUGAUGGAUACAUCUUGAUUCGUAGUUAAAAUUACAAUCAUUUUGUUGAUGGCUGUCUUUGUGGAAAGAAAAAAGUCUUAUAUUUGCCAUCCUGUUUCUAAAUGUUACAGAAAAUGGAGGAAAGAUGGGAAGUGGGUGUCUGCUUGAAGAAAUAAACAUGCCAGACGUUGUAGUGUGGGCUGUCGUUAUUGACAUGCUAUUGGAUAGCUGAAUUCCCGAGAUUAAAAGUUCUUGUACAUAUAUUGUA